AUGGUCACUGCAUCAAUGGAACGUGUGUAUGUAUUACAUGCUAAAUCGGGAAAACCUGUGAAAAACGAGGGCUUCAUAGUUCCACCGGAUACUAUCAGUGUUACAUUUUCCAGAGUAUACAUCCGAGAUAAUCUAAAUUAUUGUCUCUCUGACGCAUGGUUUAUUGAUUCCAUAAUUGUCCUCCCACCUGGAAAUCAUAGUUUGAUCAUGAAUUUUUCUGGUCCGUCUUUAAAUAGUGUAUAUUAUGGAUAUAUACAAUAUUUGUUCGCCUACUACAAUGGGACAAAUAUAGCAAAUAACUAUACUGUGAAGUUUAAUAAUCUCACAUACUUGAACAAUAAUUCCUCGGUAAUGAUAUGA
Schistosoma rodhaini is the source of this 360-nucleotide messenger RNA. Lineage: Eukaryota; Metazoa; Platyhelminthes; Trematoda; Strigeidida; Schistosomatidae. The record is from the annotation of a GenBank genome assembly.